AUGACCAAAGAGGUUGUGUUCACUCUUGACGCCGUCCCUCCCCUCACUACGUUCUCUCAGGCCAUCAUAUCUAAAGGAUUUGUAUAUGUCUCGGGCAACAUUGGAUGUACGAGCGAUUUCAUGAUCGUUGAGGGUGGAGUGCAGGGGCAAACAAUUGCUGCCCUUGAAAAUAUGCGCAAGGUUCUCGAAGCUGCAGGAUCGGGACUACAACACGUUGUGAAAGCGAACGUCUAUCUUACAAAUUUGGCGAGAGAUUUUUCUGAAAUGAACAGUGUGUACGUGAGGUUCUUCGAGGAAAACGCGAUGCCUGCGAGGACUUGUAUCGGUGUAGCUUCUCUUCCGCUGGGCGCAAGCGUUGAGAUCGAGUGUGUGGCAGAACUUCCAGACGCUUGA
This is a messenger RNA of Suillus subaureus, 393 nucleotides long. RefSeq names its product Endoribonuclease L-PSP. The transcript has 4 exons. The record is from RefSeq and is a predicted model, not a curated record. Gene Ontology annotation, cellular component: cytosol; mitochondrion. Lineage: Eukaryota; Fungi; Basidiomycota; Agaricomycetes; Boletales; Suillaceae. Gene Ontology annotation, molecular function: deaminase activity. Bases 1 to 393 code for a protein of 130 amino acids.